AACAGACGAAAGAAGUAAUGGACAUGGUAGGUGACGACCAACGACUCUAGUGACUAGCGAACUAGCAAGUGACAAGCAACAAGCAAGAAGCAACCAUGGCCGACGACCAACCAGCAUGGAAGAUACCGCCGAUCGUUCAGGAGCUGACCGCCGGCGUGCAGGAGCCACCAAGCCGGUACGUGGUUGGCGAGCAAGAUCGUCCUGCCAUGGCCGCCGCCGCCGCCAUGCCCGAGCCCAUUCCCAUCGUUGACCUCAGCCGGCUGUCCGCAAACGACGGCGCCGACGACGACGAGACCGCCAAGCUCCUGUCCGCCCUGCAGAAUUGGGGCCUCUUCCUGGCAGUCGGGCAUGGAAUGGAUCCAGGAUUUCUCACCGAGAUGAUGGAGGUGACGAGGGGAUUCUUCAACCUCCCGCUCGACGAGAAGCAGAAGUACUCCAACCUGGCCAACGGCAAGGAGUUCAGGUUCGAAGGGUACGGCAACGACAUGGUGCUGUCGGAGGACCAGGUCCUGGAUUGGUGCGACAGGCUCUACCUCACCGUGGAGCCGGAGUCCCGGAUCGUCCGGAGCCUCUGGCCGGCGCAGCCUCCUGCCUUCAGCGACGUCCUGCGCGAGUACACCACCAGGUGCCGGGAGAUCGCCGGCGUCGUGCUCGCCAGCCUCGCCAGGCUGCUGGGCCUGCACGAAGGCCGCUUCGUCGGCAUGAUGAGCGACGGCGUCGCCAUGACGCACGCCAGGUUCAACUACUACCCGCGAUGCCCCGAGCCGGACCGCGUCUUGGGCCUGAAACCCCACUCCGACGCCUCCGUGAUCACCGUCGUUCUCAUCGACGACGCUGUCGGCGGGCUCCAGGUGCAGAAGCCCAACGACGAUGAUGGCGUCUGGUACGACGUGCCCAUCGUCCCCAACGCGUUGCUUGUCAACGUUGGGGACGUAACAGAGAUCAUGAGCAACGGCUUGUUCAGGAGCCCCGUGCACCGCGCGGUGACGAACGCCGAGAGCGACCGGGUGUCGCUGGCGAUGUUCUACACGCUAGACUCGGAGAAGGAGAUCGAGCCGCUGCCGGAGCUGGUGGACGACAAGAGGCCGAGGCGGUACAGGAAGACGACGACCAAGGAUUAUCUGGCAUUGCUGUUCGAGAGGUUCACCAGAGGGGAACGAGCCUUGGACGCGGUGAAGAUCGACCUCAACGACGACUGAAAACAUGAGUGACUCUGGAACAAGAAUUAACGAUGAUCGAUGGACGAUAGAUUCGCAUUCGCUUUGUAGGGAAGCUUCUUUCAAUCUUGCAUUGACCUACAUUUAAUUCGUGGCUAUGUUUUCGUGAAGUGAAUCAGUAGCUACCUUUGUAUUUGCCAUUUGUGCUUUACUCUGUCCUGUUUAAUUCAAAUCAGCGCUUUGAUUUUCUUUUACAUGUAAAAAAAGUCAAAGCGACUAUGUAAAAAGAAAGUCAAAGUGAUUUAUAAUUUAGAAUAAAUUGUAGUA
Molecule: messenger RNA, 1484 nt
Organism: Sorghum bicolor (sorghum)
Lineage: Eukaryota; Viridiplantae; Streptophyta; Magnoliopsida; Poales; Poaceae
Product: protein SRG1
Exons: 3
Coding region: 96-1199 (367 amino acids)
Source: RefSeq, a predicted model, not a curated record